AUGACACCGAAGGCUUGCGACCAUUGCUACCAGAAUAAAGAGAAGUGCGCUUUCGCCCCUGAGGCCGAGGCAUGCUUACGGUGCCAACAUCUGGGAAUUGUCUGCUUCAUGUCUCGUGAAAAUAAGCGGAAGGGUCGCCGGCCAGUUUUGAAGUCCUUUGGUCACGGCAGUCUACAGAUCUGGGAGCCAGGACGAGACCGCGAGGCGGACGUGGGCAACGCCAAGCUACGUGCUUCUGCACUCGAUCGCCGCUCUGGCCGCGUCGGCAUCGGUCUUAUCAAUACGCCAUUACCCGCAAAACAAGGGCAGAGCAGCAAGAACACGGCAUUAAGUGGGUUUCCGGAGGAGGUGCUUCAGCACCGCAUCAUACCACAUACUGCCUUGGAUGCGAUAGGGAUCCUGACGGACGACGAUGAAUUUACGACGGUACAUAUUCCCUUUGUUAUGGGAGGCAGCUUCGUGCAAGAUCUCCGCGCGGCCAUACACUCGGUCUUGUACCACUCGGGCCCAGUCGUCAUAGAUGGCUAUCUUGCUUUCCUAAGCCUGGUAGCACAUUGCCAGGCUUCUCGCUUACCCUGGACUACUCCUGACCUACGUAGGGCGGCAACGGCGUUGCACAACUUACGGAACGUGGAGAUUAUGCUUCCCCAAGACGCCCUCUGCGUCCUUCUCCUCGGUCAGGCCUUGUUUGUUUUUGAGGUGCUUGCCGACUCCUCCACGACCUCAGCGCAUUCUAUUAUACAAGGUGCGCUUAUCUCGGCUAAGCCAUGGUAUCCGCUUCUGAGCAGAGUACCUGCCUUCGACACUGUUACUUUCUGUCCAGUCCUUAUGGACAUAGUGGGUUGUCUGGUGCAUCGCAAGGUACCUAUAAUUCGGAUGUGUGUUCAAGACCGGAUUGUUGUGGAUCGCUACGCCGGCCUAUGCUCAACUCUCUUGCCUUUACUAUACCAUCUAUGUGUACGGAGUCAUGCGGCCGAGGCCGGUGCGGUCACGGUGGACGGGGGUUCGACGGAUCAAGAGAAACCCGAAGAUUGCUACACGGACAUAGAGAGAAGCAUUGAGUUUUGGGCACCAGACAUUCCACCUGAUUUCUUCACUGCCUACGACGAGGUCGAAAUACAAAUGAUGACGACCCAAGCGAAUGCCUACCGUCUUGCAGCGUUGCUUGUCAUUCACCGCCUACGAUUCCCCUUUGGCGUCCAGGAUACUCUUGGGCAAUACUACGCUAAUUGCAUUUUUCAUGAAAUCUCAUCGUUUUUCGCCUAUUCGAAUACGCACGGUGCCGGAGCAUUUCCCGUCACAUUUCCACUUUUCAUAUCCAUGAUUGAAGUCGAAGGCCCCGGCGAGGACUUGCUGGGAAAUCUGCAACGCUUUCCCAUACAGAGCAUAUGCAUGCUGAAGCUACAUGGCUUUGUCAGGCAUGUUAGAAGGGUCAAGGAAUCAGGUGACAAUGUGUCAUUGUUUGAUCUCGUGGAACAUGAUCUUACUUACGCGGUUCUCCCAUAA
Aspergillus calidoustus is the source of this 1506-nucleotide messenger RNA. The record is from the annotation of a GenBank genome assembly. Lineage: Eukaryota; Fungi; Ascomycota; Eurotiomycetes; Eurotiales; Aspergillaceae.